AUGGGAAAGGGAAAAAACAAAGAUCACGAUGAUAAGGUCAAGAGCAGUAGGGGCUCGAAUGGACACCAUUCAAAGACUUUCCACAAGAAAGGGUUUCAGGAGACCAAGUACUCUGUGAAGAAAGAUCUCAACUUUCCAGCCAAGAUGGCGAUGUGGGAUUUUGACCAUUGUGACCCCAAACGGUGUAGCGGGAAAAAGCUUGAGAGAUUGGGCCUGAUCAGAAGCUUGAGGAUAGGCCAGAAGUUCCAGGGAGUGGUGGUUAGUCCUAAUGGUCAAGGCCUUGUGUGUCCUGACGACAGAGAGAUCGUGGAAACCCAGGGUGCGGCAGUGGUUGAAUGCUCUUGGGCCAGGAUUGAGGAGAUACCUUUCAACAGGAUCGGAGGAAAGCAUGAGCGACUGCUCCCCUAUCUGCUGGCCGCAAAUCCUGUUAACUAUGGUAAGCCCAUGAGAUUGAAUUGUGUAGAAGCUUUGGCUGCAUGUUUUGCCAUAGUUGGUCAUCUGGAUUGGGCCAAAGACCUGCUGCAACACUUCUCAUGGGGUCCUACGUUUUUGAAGAUCAACAAAGACAUUAUCAAGAUAUACCAGCAAUGUACAGACGCAGAAUCAGUCAAGAAGGCCGAAGAAGAUUGGAUAGAGACUCUUGCUAGGGAAAAACAGGAAAGAAAGGAGCAGAAGGCUACGGUGGAUAUCUGGAUGAUGGGGAAUCCAAACAGACAGCAUGAUGACUCGAGCGAUGACGAAGAAGAAUCUGACGAUGAUGAAAAUGACUAUGAUGAACAAGAUCAACAGUCUGUUCCCGAUCUGGUGGGAAGCGAGUCCGAAGACGAGGGUGAAUUAGAGGCCAAAAGUGAUAUUUUCUAA
Molecule: messenger RNA, 861 nt
Organism: Kuraishia capsulata CBS 1993
Lineage: Eukaryota; Fungi; Ascomycota; Pichiomycetes; Pichiales; Pichiaceae
Exons: 3
Coding region: 1-861 (286 amino acids)
Biological process (GO): maturation of SSU-rRNA
Molecular function (GO): rRNA small subunit aminocarboxypropyltransferase activity
Source: RefSeq, a predicted model, not a curated record